Molecule: messenger RNA, 2569 nt
Organism: Oryctolagus cuniculus (rabbit)
Lineage: Eukaryota; Metazoa; Chordata; Mammalia; Lagomorpha; Leporidae
Gene: NKAIN1
Product: sodium/potassium transporting ATPase interacting 1
Biological process (GO): regulation of sodium ion transport
Source: RefSeq, a predicted model, not a curated record
CCCGGGCUCGGCCCUAGGCGGUCGGCCCCGCCGCCCGGGGCGCCCAGCGGAGAGGACGCGGAGCCCGCGCGGUGCGGAGGAGGCGGCGGCCGCCGAGCGAGAGGGGGCGCCGCGGUGGGCGGCCCGCGCGGCCCCGGAGCCAUGGGCAAGUGCAGCGGGCGCUGCACGCUGGUCGCCUUCUGCUGCCUGCAGCUGGUGGCUGCGCUGCAGCGGCAGAUCUUUGACUUCCUGGGCUACCAGUGGGCGCCCAUCCUGGCCAACUUCCUGCACAUCAUGGCGGUCAUCCUGGGCAUCUUCGGCACCGUGCAGUACCGAUCCCGAUAUCUCAUCCUGUAUGCAGCCUGGCUGGUGCUCUGGGUGGGCUGGAAUGCCUUCAUCAUCUGCUUCUACCUGGAGGUCGGGCAGCUGUCCCAGUAUCCCAGGCCCCUUUGCUCCCAGGAUCGGGACUUCAUCAUGACCUUCAACACAUCCCUGCACCGUUCCUGGUGGAUGGAGAAUGGGCCAGGCUGCCUGGUGACGCCUGUUCUGAAUUCCCGCCUGGCCCUGGAGGACCACCAUGUCAUCUCUGUCACUGGCUGCCUGCUCGACUAUCCCUACAUCGAAGCCCUCAGCAGCGCGCUGCAGAUCUUCCUGGCACUCUUCGGCUUUGUGUUCGCCUGCUACGUGAGCAAAGUGUUCCUGGAAGAGGAGGACAGCUUUGACUUCAUCGGCGGCUUCGACUCCUACGGGUACCAGGCGCCCCAGAAGACAUCGCAUCUGCAGCUGCAGCCUCUGUACACGUCGGGGUAACUUCUGCCCUACGCCCUUGCAGGCGCUGCGCCCUCGGAGGCUGGACGGACAAGCGCCCGCAGCCGGCUCUGGCCGAGAUGGGCUGGCGCGCCCCCUGGCGGCCCGUGGACCGACUGCAGCCUGCGCCGGCCCUACGUGGGUCUGCGGCCAGAGAAGCGGACUUGUGGACUUGGACUUGGCCCUUUGCCGCCUGGACUUGGGGGUGGAGCAACGCGAGGCAGGGGAUGGGGAUAUCGAGAUUUGUAUUUUUUUUUAUCUCAGUCUUGGCGUGCGCUGGGGCCUUCCUGCAUUCUCCAGUCUCUCCCUUUUACCUUUCACCCAGCACCCUGCCCCUGUCCAGAGAGAAGCAUCCGGGCAGAGAGUUUCACCCCAUGGCACCACACUCAUUCACCAGCCCUGGAAGAGCUACUGUGAACUUGGGGCAGGAGUGCUGGGUUCAGGUCGCAGCUCCCUCACCAACUGUGUGGCCUCUGGCAAAGCCUUGCCCACUCUGUGCCUCAGUUACAUUGAGUAAUUGAAACGAUCUCUUAGCAGGUGGACCCUUCUAGCUGCCUCAUUUGACUCUCAGUUCCCUGGGCAGAGAUUAUAAUUCCCAUUCUGCAGACAUGGCCCAGAGGUGUGAUUUGCUUGAGGCCACACAGCUGGGCUUUAGGUGGGAGCAGGCCUUGAACAAUGUGCUUCCUGUAAUUUCAGUCUCCAAAACCCAGUGUCGGGUCUCUGGAUUCCACUUCCAACCUCCCACCCCGCCCCUUCCAGCUUGGACACUCCUGAACCCACGUGGUCUCCACCUCACUCACACGCCCGCCACCCUCGUCGACGCCUGUCGUAAAGCAAUAUGCCCACUUGCUCUCUCACCAGAUGGACAGAGCCUAGAGUCCUGAAUUCAGCCCGGCCCAUGGGGAAGCCAUGCUAGAUUCAGCCCGUACCCACCCUCAGCAAGCUCCCUCCUCCAGGGAAAUUAAGUCACAGCUCAGCACCCCCUCCUGGUCCCUGAGCCAGGCCUGCUGCCCCCAUGCUCUGCUCCCUCUUAGCAACUCCACCACCUCCCGGGAGACGGGAGGUCCAGAGCACAAGGGCUGGUCGGCACCGCCUGACACCCGUGUCUGCACAUCACCAGCGUUUGCCACCACUCCAGGGCCCAGAAGUGACCUCUCCCAAUCCCAGAGGCAUUUUAGAGGGGUGGGGGGAUGGGCAGUAGGGGGUCAGAAGGGCCAACACCCCCACCCUUCCUUAGGGGCAGGGAGAGGUGAGAGCUCUCUCUGCCAGCCCUCCUCCAGAGCCACCCCCGGGGACUCUGCACACUGGCUGGUGUCCGAAAUCCUGAGGACCAGGCCUCAGCGUCCCGAUCUGCAGAACAGGAGCAGCCCUGGGAGGCGCUGGGGAAAGGAGGGGAGUCCAGAUGGUGCGGGUGCUUUGUGUACCUGGGCCUAUCUGUGGUCACCUCCCCCCUCCUUGUCUCCACCCUUCCAUCUAUCCUGAACUAGAACGCCAGCCCCACCCCGCCCCGCCAUCCACACCCGCAGGCUAACCCGUCAGUCCCAGGCCAUCCUCUGGCCACCACAGGCACCAGGUUCCAGACUCAGCCAGGUCAGCCGGUGGGGCCAGCGCCGCCUCCAGCUCUCGCGUCUCCACCCCUCCUCCACUGGCAGGUUUAGCCACUGGUGCUUUGAAGCCUUUCGUUUUUAUAAAUGGUCUUUGCCGGGGGGCCCUUGCCAGGUGGGGAGUGCGCCCCGGGUUUCUGUGCAGGUGGCUUGAUUAAAGAUGAUGUUUUCUUCUCUGC